Molecule: messenger RNA, 577 nt
Organism: Punica granatum (pomegranate)
Lineage: Eukaryota; Viridiplantae; Streptophyta; Magnoliopsida; Myrtales; Lythraceae
Source: RefSeq, a predicted model, not a curated record
CGAUACCUACACUCACCUCCCGAAGCCGGAGCUAUUACGCACCAAAACCCUAACGCACUAUUUCUCCCCCCAUCUUCUCUCUCUUCCUCUGUAGGCUCUCAAUUCUCAGUCGGAUCGAAGCGGCGGCGAAGACCAGACCAGCAGCAGCAUCAGCCAUGGGGAAGGUUCACGGAUCGCUGGCUCGUGCGGGGAAGGUGAGGGGGCAGACGCCAAAGGUGGCCAAGCAGGACAAGAAGAAGAAGCCCCGGGGCCGCGCCCACAAGCGGAUGCAGUACAACCGCCGCUUCGUCACCGCUGUUGUUGGAUUCGGUAAGAAGCGAGGACCAAACUCAUCGGAAAAGUAAGCAUGGAGUUGACGGGGGCUGACAGCAUUCUCUCCUUUCAUUUCUUUGAGUUGUUUUGAUAGGGAUAGUAACAGCUUGUAUUUUGUAUUGCGAUCCAGUUUGAUGGAUAACGCUGAUUAGCGAUAAGGUUAAGUAUUCACGUGAGGAAGAAGCCUUUUUAGUCGUUACUCUGUCAUGACUUCCAUUCAUUCUUUUGCGACCCUAUCUUUGAUUAUGUUUUCUUUUUUAGUGAA